GGCUUUGCCCUUCUUGCUCUGCUCCACCUUUCCUAGUCUGUCCAAGUGCCAAUCACGACGACACGUCGGUCCCUAAUGGCGAAUACGUUAACUACCUCUGGCUCCUUCUCCUUACACAAUCCCGAAAGUCAGGUUGACCCCUCCCAGGCCUUCGAGUCCGAAGCUUGCCCUUCGCCGGUCCUUAGACCCCUGCCCCUUCUGUCUCUUAUUUCGCGCCAUUUUUUUAGGCUCGGAGGGGGUGGAGUUGCAUCGACUGCGCCACCGUUGCCGAGACGACGCCUUAGUUACUUCCGUUGGUUUCAAUACUUCCGGGUUGGCUUUGCGGUGGCGUUUCCGACUGUGGGAGCCUCGGCUUCCCAGUCGUCCGAUGAGCCCGAGCAGCACCAGAAAAGUGCCACUGUAAGCCAUGAGAUGUCUGGUCUGAAUUGGAAACCCUUUGUGUAUGGCGGCCUUGCCUCUAUUGUUGCCGAGUUUGGAACUUUUCCUGUGGACCUUACCAAAACACGACUUCAAGUCCAAGGCCAAAGCAUUGAUGUUCGUUUCAAAGAGAUAAAGUAUAGAGGGAUGUUUCAUGCCUUGUUUCGAAUCUAUAAAGAAGAAGGUAUAUUGGCUCUGUAUUCAGGAAUCGCUCCUGCUUUACUAAGACAGGCAUCAUAUGGCACCAUUAAAAUUGGGAUUUACCAAAGCUUGAAGAGAUUAUUUGUAGAACGUUUAGAAGAUGAAACUCUUCUAAUUAAUAUGAUCUGUGGAGUAGUGUCAGGAGUGAUAUCUUCUGCAAUAGCCAAUCCCACCGAUGUGCUAAAGAUCCGAAUGCAGGCUCAAGGAAGCUUGUUCCAAGGGAGCAUGAUUGGCAGUUUCAUUGACAUAUAUCAACAAGAAGGCACUAGGGGUCUGUGGAGGGGUGUGGUGCCAACUGCUCAGCGUGCGGCCAUCGUUGUGGGAGUAGAGCUGCCAGUCUAUGAUAUUACCAAGAAACACUUGAUAUUGUCAGGAAUGAUGGGAGAUACAAUUUUAACUCAUUUUAUUUCCAGCUUCACUUGUGGCUUGGCUGGGGCUCUGGCCUCCAAUCCAGUUGAUGUGGUACGAACUCGCAUGAUGAACCAGAGGGCGAUUGUGGGACACGUGGACCUCUAUAAGGGUACUUUGGACGGUAUUUUGAAGAUGUGGAAACAUGAAGGGUUUUUUGCACUCUAUAAAGGAUUUUGGCCAAACUGGCUUCGACUUGGACCCUGGAACAUCAUUUUUUUUAUUACAUACGAGCAGCUCAAGAGGCUUCAAAUCUGAGGACUGAGUCCCACGUGAGCCCAGCCCUUCCAGCCUUUCUACUGUUUUCUUUCUCUGUGUUCUAAUGUAUUUUGACAAAACUGUAAGAGUUUACUGAACCACUGAUCUCCCAAGGACCUCCUGAUAGAAGAACAAUAGGAUGGUCCAAAGUUGUGUAUGUGUUUGUGUUACCAUGUUAACUUCUCCCACAGAGGAAUUGUUAACAUUGAAAUUCUGGCCCCAGAUUGGUAUCUUCUGUGAAGAUGGAUACUGAUGGGUGACAUUCAAAAUUGCCUUCUUUCCAAAUGUGGGUUAAAUGGAGUUGGUGAGCCCCAAACUUGGGCUAGAGCAGAAGGCAUAGGCCAGGGCAGUUAUUGCCAUGUAUGUUGUGGACCUCAGUUCUCAUUAAAGUAUUUAUUGGCAUCA
Oryctolagus cuniculus (rabbit) is the source of this 1689-nucleotide messenger RNA. RefSeq names its product solute carrier family 25 member 14 (gene SLC25A14). NCBI's taxonomy places the organism in Eukaryota, Metazoa, Chordata, Mammalia, Lagomorpha, Leporidae. The record is from RefSeq and is a predicted model, not a curated record. Gene Ontology annotation, biological process: transmembrane transport.